This is a messenger RNA of Magnusiomyces paraingens, 1446 nucleotides long. RefSeq lists its product as uncharacterized. Lineage: Eukaryota; Fungi; Ascomycota; Dipodascomycetes; Dipodascales; Dipodascaceae. The coding region runs from base 1 to 1446 and encodes 481 amino acids. Gene Ontology annotation, molecular function: alpha-1,2-mannosyltransferase activity. Gene Ontology annotation, cellular component: membrane; Golgi apparatus. Gene Ontology annotation, biological process: protein O-linked glycosylation; cell wall mannoprotein biosynthetic process; protein N-linked glycosylation. The transcript has a single exon. The record is from RefSeq and is a predicted model, not a curated record.
AUGUCUAGAUAUCCCAAGCUUCUUAGACUGGUGGUCUUAUUGACCCUUUUAAUUCUGGGGUUGGUUUACAUCAGCACAUAUCACCGUGAAUAUGUCAACAGCAUUAGUGAUAAAUCCAUGAACACAAUCUCAGACAUUUACAAACAAAACUUUGGUGAAACUACAACUGAAUCUGAGGAACAACAACCUGAAGUCCUUGAGGAGAAGCCAGAAAACGCUUCUAACGACGAAAAGAAGGCAGAGGAAGCUCCAAAGGAGCAGGAACAACAAUCAAACGAAAACGAAAACGAAAACAAAAACCAGGAGCAAGAGCAAGAGCAGCCCAGCAAUCAAGAAGAGCCCAAGAAGGAGGUAGAUAACGCUGUGACAUCUAAUCCCCAGUUCAAGAUCACCGACAAUGGAGAUAUUGACAAGCCCAAUAAUGGUAUCCCUCCUAAGCUAACUACAUUCCCUGGUGCCGAAUAUGUCCGCGAAAAUGCCACAUUUGUUACCCUUGCCCGCAAUAGUGAUUUAUGGGAACUUGUCGAAUCUAUUAAUCAUGUUGAGGACAGAUUUAACCGCAAGUUUAAAUACGACUGGGUCUUUUUGAACGAUAAACCUUUUGACGAGAAUUUUAUUAAGGUCACCACUAACCUUGUUUCUGGUAAGACCCAUUACGGUCUUAUUCCUCCCGAGCACUGGAGUUUCCCUGACUGGAUUGACAAGGAUAGAGCUGCUCUUGUUCGCGAGGAAAUGCGUGCUAAGAAGAUCAUCUACGGUGAUUCAGUUCCUUACCGUCACAUGUGCCGCUUUGAGUCUGGCUUCUUCUGGAGACAGCCUGUUAUGAAUCAGUUCAAGUAUUACUGGCGUGUUGAGCCCGGUAUUAAGCUUUACUGUGAUAUUGACUAUGAUGUUUUCAAGUACAUGGCAGAGAACAAACUUAAGUAUGGUUUCACUAUUUCUUUGUACGAAUAUCGUGAAACUAUUGCCACUCUGUGGGAUAAUGUCAAGAAGUUUUUGACCGAGGGUGGUGAAAAGUACCUGGCCAAGAAUAAUCUCAUGAACUAUGUUUCAGACAACAAUGGUGACGAUUAUAACCUUUGCCACUUCUGGUCCAACUUCGAGAUUGGCGACUUAGACUUUUGGCGUGGUGAAGCUUACCGUUCUUUUUUCAAGUUCCUUGAUCAGGCCGGUGGCUUUUUCUACGAGCGUUGGGGUGAUGCUCCUGUCCACUCUAUUGCUGCUUCUUUGUUCCUUAACAAGAACGAAAUCCACCACUUUGAAGAUAUUGGUUAUUACCAUGCUCCAUUCCACCACUGCCCUACCACUGAGGAAAUGCGAACCGACCGCCGGUGUGUUUGCAACCCUGAUGAGAAUUUUGCUUGGAAGGGAUACUCUUGCACUCCUAAAUUCUACAACGCCUACGGCUUAACUAGACCCAAGGGUUGGUCUGAGCAAUCGGAGUAA